AUGUCUUCAUCCAGACUUGGGCUCCGUUUGGCUGCCUGCUUACUAAACAUUUCCGAAGCCAGAAGAAAAUACGUUGUUGAGAAUAUAGCAAAAGCAGCUCUUCUUGACAAACACGGACUCAACCAUCCUGAAGUAUCAGUACUCAAUAUAUUUUCUGAUCAAGACUACAACAGAUCAGUCAUCACAAUAGUGGCUUCUGUUGAGAAGCUAGGCCUUGCUCAGAAUCUGGUGCUGCAUAUACCUGGCUUCAGUGUGUUUCUGUUUGGUGAAGCUGACCUGCCUGAGAAGCGCAGUCUUGUCCAGAGAAGGAAGCAGCUGGGCUGGUUUACAAGGAGAGAUUUCAGCCACCUUCAGCUUGAUCUGGGGGUCACCCCUGCCAGAAGAUGUGGUAUAACAGCUUGCUUCAGGGCGUUGUGA
This is a messenger RNA of Perognathus longimembris pacificus (Pacific pocket mouse), 417 nucleotides long. It is a transcript of the gene Ftcdnl1, whose product is annotated as formiminotransferase cyclodeaminase N-terminal like. The transcript is spliced from 4 exons. Gene Ontology annotation, molecular function: folic acid binding; transferase activity. The coding region runs from base 1 to 417 and encodes 138 amino acids. Lineage: Eukaryota; Metazoa; Chordata; Mammalia; Rodentia; Heteromyidae. The record is from RefSeq and is a predicted model, not a curated record.